Molecule: messenger RNA, 864 nt
Organism: Talaromyces proteolyticus
Lineage: Eukaryota; Fungi; Ascomycota; Eurotiomycetes; Eurotiales; Trichocomaceae
Exons: 2
Coding region: 1-864 (287 amino acids)
Source: RefSeq, a predicted model, not a curated record
AUGCAGCAGUCAUCAGCAAGUUAUCCAAUUGAAUUAUUGGAUAACUGGCUCGGAGUAACCGAUCCCAAAAAGCGAAGGACAAUUCAAAACAGAAUCAACCAACGAGCUACUAGGCAGCGACAGCGAGAGGCACGUAAGCAGAAUACUAAACAAAAUAGUCGCCGCCCUACUGCGACAUUGUCAUCUACCGGCAAAGUUGACUUUACAGAUUUGAACGCACAUCCAAUCUUUGGGCCAACAGCAGAAAAGUCCAGGCAGAUUAUCAAACUUCUCGAGAAGAUCAUUUGUGAAAAGUUUAAGCUAGGAUCUCCUGAUACCGACAUGCUUCUCGGUCUAACCCGACUCAAUAUACUUCGAGCUCUCAAUGCAAAUCUUGACAUACUUGGAUAUGAGGGUUCUGCGAUGGACAAUGAUGAUGCACAAUCGUCUUUUAGCAUUAUCGGACCUCAAACUGCGAAAGCAGACUCCCGUGAGGCACUAUUGCCUCCAGCUUUGCGACCGACGGUGAUUCAGCGUACCGUCCCUCAUCAUCCCUGGCUUGAUUUGUUUCCUUUUCCAAAAAUGCGCGAUAUUCUCAUCAUGGGAGGCGAUUCAUAUGAUGAUGAAUUGAUGUGCUAUAACAUGCUUGGGGACAGGCUGCCUGAGAACAGUGCUCGGGGCGAGACUGGCAUUAUUGUUUGGAAAGACCCCUGGGAUCCAAAUGGGUGGGAGGUAACAUCGACGUACAUACAACUUUGGGGUUGGACUAUUCUAGGCUGUUCUGAGCUUUUCGAUUCUACGAAUGCCUGGCGAGCGAGGCGAGGAGAGACCCCUCUCUUCGUGUUGACCCAAAAUACCCACGAUUAUGCCCAGUAUUGCCGAUAA